AUGCAUGGUGAUGUCGGUGUUUCAUCCGAAUUGGACAAAGGCUCGCAGUUCUGGUUUCGAAUUCCCGUCACCAUACACGAAUCUGCAGAAACCGCGAAAGAGAAGGCCCUGAUGCAAGCAUACCGACUAAACCUCAUCAAUUCCGACGCCAUGGUUCUUCUCUCUUCACCGACCGACACCACUCGGGAUCUUCUCCAGGCUGCGUUGAUCGGUGUGAAGUCUCUGGUCUGUAAUAGCACGGAAGAUACGGAUAUAUUCCUCAGGGAUGCUGGCAUGAAGAAGGACCGUGUGGAAUUUGUGGUUGUUGAUGAACACGCGGAAGCCCGCAUCGACGACAUUGCCCAUCUCCUCCAAGAAUAUCCUAGUUUAAGUCACGCAAAGAUCAUCCAUCUUUGUGCUCCGUCAGCAGACUUCCUCAACCGCAGACCUGGCGCUAAGGCUGGUGUCGCCAUCGAAGCUGUCGCCCCCGAAAUGCACACAUAUAUCCAUGGCGGCCUUAUCGCUAGAAUGGCGAAGCCGGCCCGUACACAGAAGUUCCUUCGAAUACUCUCAAGGAUGUGGGAUGCUCGUAGCGGUUACACGAACGGCUCUACCCUGAGAGAUGGUCUCCGCGGUAACAAGAUAUCAGCCGAUAUAGCCUCCCGUUCGGUCGCAUAUGCUGGAAAUGUCCUGGUGGCAGAAGACAACCCGAUCGCGCGGAAUCUUCUCGUAAGGCAGUUACAACGGCACGGCUUGACGGUGACCGCAGCAAACAAUGGUGAAGAAGCGAUUCAAUUAUGGGAGAAGCAUCCACCUGGUUACUUCACUGCAGCUCUCUUUGACCACCACAUGCCAAUACUGGACGGUGUGGAAGCAACAAAGCGUCUGAGAGCAUUAGAGAACAGGCGUAAGGUCCGACGACCGUUAGUCAGUGAGUUGUUACCCAGCACGUAG
Dacryopinax primogenitus is the source of this 933-nucleotide messenger RNA. RefSeq lists its product as uncharacterized. Bases 1 to 933 code for a protein of 310 amino acids. Gene Ontology annotation, biological process: phosphorelay signal transduction system. NCBI's taxonomy places the organism in Eukaryota, Fungi, Basidiomycota, Dacrymycetes, Dacrymycetales, Dacrymycetaceae. The record is from RefSeq and is a predicted model, not a curated record. The transcript has 3 exons.